AUGGCAAUCGCAAAAUAUAAUGUGACUACUGACAACAGGCUAGCGAAUCUGAUUUGGGUCGACGGAUCUAGCAGAGUCGAUUAUCAAUACUUUGGCGAUGUGUUGGCGUUCGAUUCAACCUACAGGAAAAAUAAAUACAAGAGACCUAUUGUGAUUUUCUCUGGAUCAAACAAUCAUAAGCAGACCACCAUAUUCGGGUUUGGGUUGUUGCAUGAUGAAAGUCUAGCAUCCUAUCGGUGGAUGCUGGAGAAUUUGAUGGAGAUCAUGUGUCGCAAGAAGCCAUCUGUAGUGGUUACCGAUGGGGACAAAGCUAUGAUAAAAGCUGUGUCUGAAGUCCUCCCCGAGUCGAUGCAUCUGUUGUGUGCAUGGCAUGUGGAGAAGAAUGUCACAUCGAAUGUCCAGGAUGAUGAUUUACGUGGGCUGUUCAUAAGGUGGUUGUACGUGGACAUGACGACAGAUGUAUUUAAGUCGGAAUGGGAGCAGGCUGCCGAGGACUAUGGCCUCUGCCAGAAGCGGUGGUGGUGCCAGAUGUAUGAGAAAAAGGAGAUGCGGGCAAGUGCUUAUCUCCGUGACAAGUUCUGCGCGGGGUACCGAACCACAUCCCGCUGUGAAGGAAUUAACGCAUAUGUAAUCAAGUUUUCCAAAUUCAGCCACACAAUUUUGGAGCUGGUGCAAUGCUUAGAUAUGGUUGCCCGUGAAUAUCGAAAUAAGGAAAUGCUUCUCUAG
Molecule: messenger RNA, 726 nt
Organism: Arachis duranensis
Lineage: Eukaryota; Viridiplantae; Streptophyta; Magnoliopsida; Fabales; Fabaceae
Product: protein FAR-RED ELONGATED HYPOCOTYL 3-like
Exons: 1
Coding region: 1-726 (241 amino acids)
Biological process (GO): regulation of DNA-templated transcription
Source: RefSeq, a predicted model, not a curated record